Molecule: messenger RNA, 1909 nt
Organism: Sapajus apella (tufted capuchin)
Lineage: Eukaryota; Metazoa; Chordata; Mammalia; Primates; Cebidae
Gene: GMDS
Product: GDP-mannose 4,6-dehydratase
Exons: 10
Coding region: 260-1270 (336 amino acids)
Biological process (GO): GDP-mannose metabolic process
Molecular function (GO): GDP-mannose 4,6-dehydratase activity
Source: RefSeq, a predicted model, not a curated record
CGCGGAUGACGCGGCGCUCGUCAGGCCGCAGCCCCCGCCGCUUGGCCGCCGGGCCAGCCUCGGCCCGCCCCCCGCCCUCCCCGCGCGGCCUCCCGUGCGUCCCUGUCAGAGUGUGGCGGCCGGCCGCGCGGUGCACUCUCCCUCCUUGCCCGCAGCCUGGCUAGGCGCCUCUUACGGCACACCCCCGUGUCCCCGCCGGCGCCGCGCCUGCCCUCCGCCGCGCUCCGCCCUGCUGCCGACCGCACGCCCGCCGCGGGACAUGGCACACGCGUCAGCACGCUUCCCCGGCGCCCGGGGAUCCGGGGACGGCGAGAUGGGCAAGCCCAGAAACGUGGCGCUCAUCACCGGCAUCACCGGCCAGGAUGGUUCGUACCUGGCUGAGUUCCUGCUGGAGAAAGGCUAUGAGGUCCAUGGGAUUGUACGGCGGUCCAGUUCAUUUAAUACGGGUCGAAUUGAGCAUCUGUACAAGAAUCCCCAGGCUCACAUUGAAGGAAACAUGAAGUUGCACUAUGGUGAUCUCACUGACAGUACCUGCCUUGUUAAGAUCAUUAAUGAAGUAAAGCCCACAGAGAUCUACAACCUUGGAGCCCAGAGCCACGUCAAAAUUUCCUUUGACCUCGCUGAGUACACUGCUGACGUUGAUGGAGUUGGCACUCUACGACUUCUGGAUGCAGUUAAGACUUGCGGCCUUAUCAACUCUGUGAAGUUUUACCAAGCUUCAACAAGUGAACUUUAUGGGAAAGUGCAGGAAAUACCCCAGAAGGAGACCACCCCUUUCUAUCCCCGGUCACCCUAUGGGGCAGCAAAACUCUAUGCCUACUGGAUUGUGGUGAAUUUCCGUGAGGCGUAUAAUCUCUUUGCAGUGAAUGGCAUUCUCUUCAAUCAUGAGAGUCCCAGGAGAGGAGCUAAUUUUGUUACUCGAAAAAUUAGCCGGUCAGUAGCUAAGAUUUACCUUGGACAACUGGAGUGUUUCAGUUUGGGAAAUCUGGAUGCCAAACGAGAUUGGGGCCAUGCCAAGGACUAUGUGGAGGCGAUGUGGUUGAUGUUGCAGAAUGAUGAGCCAGAGGACUUCGUAAUAGCUACUGGAGAGGUCCAUAGUGUCCGGGAAUUUGUCGAGAAAUCAUUCUUGCACAUUGGAAAAACCAUUGUGUGGGAAGGAAAGAAUGAAAAUGAAGUGGGCAGAUGUAAAGAGACCGGCAAAGUUCACGUGACUGUGGAUCUCAAGUACUACCGGCCAACUGAAGUGGCUCUUCAGCAGUGCCUGAGUUAAGCUGCACCUUUACAAAGAGUCAGAGUCCAGCUACUGCUGUCAGAACUCAAGCUUGUGUCAGGCAUUGCUGAGAAAAACCUCCAGCUCUGAUUGUGUGACGUUGUGGCACCUUUCUUCCAAAUCUUCCUUGUCUUAAAGGGGGCAUUCCAGUUUCAAGUUCAAUAAUACCCAAGAGAAAGAUACAUCAUUUGAGAAGAAUUUCUCACACCCCCAUCUCAAAAAUGUUGGCCAUCUGACAUUUUAUAACAUCAUGUCUGCCCGUAAGAGCCAAACUCCUGUGUUGUGAAUCAGCUUUCAGCUCCAUUGGAAGAAAUACUUCUCUUUGAAUCAGAACAUGUUUCACUCCAAAUAAAAUUGUCAUGUCUGUCAUCAGUAAACAAAAAUAAUUAGUUGUAAGGAACUUACUUUAAACUUACAGAAAUAGAAGACACAUUGAUAGAGUUAUGGAAAGGAAGAAUUUAUAAAUAAAUGUAUUACUUAUAAUAAAUAUAUAUUACUUGAAAAUAAGAAGACUUCUGCCCCAGUGACCUUAGAUUUAAUGGAUUAAUAUUAGAAAAUAAAAUGUAACAAAUUAUUUUUAGUUUUUUCAUCACAGACUAGGAUACUACUCUCUCAAAAAUUUGAAUAUGCCUCUUUUUU